Messenger RNA from Saccostrea echinata, 550 nucleotides. Its product is annotated as perlucin-like. The transcript has 5 exons. The record is from RefSeq and is a predicted model, not a curated record. Gene Ontology annotation, molecular function: carbohydrate binding. Lineage: Eukaryota; Metazoa; Mollusca; Bivalvia; Ostreida; Ostreidae. Gene Ontology annotation, biological process: biological process involved in interspecies interaction between organisms. Gene Ontology annotation, cellular component: external side of plasma membrane. Bases 1 to 513 code for a protein of 170 amino acids.
AUGGAAAUUCUGUUAUACCUCUUUGAACUCACGUUAUCGAUAACAUGUUUUGCAAGUUGGACUGAUGGAGCGAAUCCUUGUCCUGCACCAUGGAUCCACUUCCAUACCUCGUGUUAUGUAUUUGCCACCGGUUAUCCUGAGGAUUGGACGGAAGCCGGGUCUUUUUGUAAUCGAAUGGGUGCGAAGCUAGCAGAAAUUGAGACUGCAGAAGAAAACAACUUUCUACGAUUGCAUGCCAUUGACAAUUACCAGCAAACUGGAGGAAGCUUUUGGAUUGGGGGCACAGAUGUUUUAAUUGAUGGCCAAUGGAUCUGGAUAACUACACAAAAAAGAAUGAGCUACACAGAUUGGAACCCGGGUGAACCCAACGGGGCACUGCGUGAAAGUUGCUUAAUGUUACAUAAUGGAAAAUCUAACUUUCAUUGGAACGAUCAACCUUGCGAUUCGAAGCUAUUUUUCAUUUGUGAAAAAGAGCUGCCGAAUGAUGGAGAUCCAAGCACAAUCAUUGGUUGAAGUCAUGUAUCAAUGAAUAUUCUUUUUCAAAUGAGAC